AUGGGGCAAAAGAACGCAAAAACAAACAACGAAGGAAUUUUCCAAAUCAAUAACGAUGCAUAUAAUAGCAGGUACAGUAACCUCAACUACAAUCAUGCCGGUGAAAUGAAUCCCAGAAAUUACAACUUCAGCAAUAUAAAGGUUGUGGAGGAUGACGAAAAUUACAGUUGCAGCAUGAAUCCUGCGAGCAAUGUGGCCGGGGGGAAAAUGGGAAACCAUCCUAAUGGCAGCAUGCUAGACCAUCGUAAGUUUCAACUCAAAAGUGACGAUAUGAAUCCAGACCAUGGUAGAUCCCACCAAGACUACGCGAGAGUGAAUCGAGAAAAUUGGGGACUUGGGGGGGACCACCAUAAAGGCAACGCCUCCGGGCCCUAUCACCACAGGUUCAAUAACGACAUGGGCUUCCUAACCCAAAAUAGGGUCAGCAAUUCGGAGACGCACAACCCAAAUGGAAAUAACAACCCAGACAGCCUUCACCCCCAUCAGUACAAACAUAACAAUAAAAUGUCAGAUGAUAAAUAUGAGCAUCUUAAGAACAAAUGGGAACCCCCCCCUAGUUAUCUUUACGGCAACGCGGCUCCUCCGAUUGCGCCUCCGACUGCGCAUCCGACCGCACCUCCGACCGCACCUCCGACUGCACCUCCUAUCGCUCCACCAGUAGGGGCCACUCAGAAGAACAAAGCCGACCUGUAUGACAACGCAGGGAAGACAACCCCCCCGUCUUAUGGAACCCACUUUAACAUGAACACUCUCUAUAGCAACUUUAACAACAAUGGGGGUCAAUGGAAAAACAUGACUGUACGUCCCUUCGUCAACAGGGAUAACAUAAACUAUGAUGAAUAUGAAGGAGGGGGUAACUACCAGGAUAAUCACAUGGGUAGUCAACCCAACGCACCUAUCUUGGGAAAGAAUAAACCACCAGACAUCGAUGACAUUAUUAAAAAAUACACAGCGAAGGAAAAUCAGGAGGAUAAUUUCAAACUCAAUUGGGGCUACACAAAAAACGAAGUGACAGGGGGAGAAGUCUUCAAAGGUGGUAAUAAGCAUAUGAACGACGGCCAUGUGAGGAACUACCUCCCUAGUGAGGACAGAACUGGUAACCACGCGAGUUCCAACGUCAACUACACACCCCAGCAUAAUGUGCUGUAUGGCUUCAAUCAGAACGGGGGGUACCUUCCCAAGGCCCUCAACUCGGUCAACCCUUCUAACGCCGCUAACCCCGCCAACGCCGCCAAUGGAGGGGGUGCCCCCCUGCUGUACCCCAACUUUUCCUCCCUACGGAAUAAAGAAAAGGACGAGGAAGAAAAAAAAAGAGAGAAAAAAAUCAACCUACUGAAAAACAUAAUCAUAACGAACCCUAACCCUAAGUACAAUUUUAGCUUCAGUGACGACCUGUACGAAAGUCUACCUGCACAUGAAAAUUAUUAUCUCAAUACAAGUUCCCUUGCCGACUUUAACCACAUGGCAAAUGGGAACCAUGCACACCAGGGCCAGAACGACAUACUCGGGGAAGGUCUGCAAAACAGGGUAAGUGCACACAACAAUACAUACGAUGAUUUUAACACACCGGAGAAGCUCAAUGAGACGCCAGGCAUAACGAAUAGGCACCACUUCAAGAGUGAGAUAGCUCCGGUUGACGAGGAUUGUUAUGCGGAGAGGUUCGGGGGGGACCGCUUUGGGGGAAAUCGCCUUGGGGGAGACCGCCUUGGGGGGGAUCGCUUCGGGGGAGACCGCUUUGAGGGAGACCGCUUUGAGGGAGACCGCUUUGUGGGAGACCGCUUUGGCGUACAGAAAUAUGCAGUACAGAAAUACGGAGUGGAUAACGUCCCACGGGACAACCAGGCGCAGGACAUGAGGCGAAACGACGAGAACUUCCGCUACGAAAAGCCCAGCACGGAUCGCGAAUUCGGACAGAACCCAUUCCCGAGGGGGGAGUCAAAUAGAGAUUCCAACCACGCAUUAAGAGAUAGAGAUAAGAGCAGUAUAAAGCUGUAUGAUGAAAACUCCAAGCAGAGAGCAGCCACCGCCCUCGGCCCUUUUACGAACAAUACGAGGCUUCACAACAUGAUGGAUGUACACCCCAACCAGGAGAAUAAGCCUCCUCCGUUGAUGGACUUGCUGGAGAAUAGGCCUUCUAACAACACGGGGGAGAAAAUUUUUGGCAGACAAAUCGACCAAUAUGGAAAAAUGGGUCAGUUGGACUAUCUUAAGAAGUUUGAAAAUAGCACUCACCACGUGAGUGAGAAUGUGUUCAGAACGUCCGAGGGAGGGGGAAGGAACGAGUCGGCUAGACAUUACGGUGUCGCUGCUCAGUAUGGCGGCGCUACUCAGUAUGGCAGCGCUACUCAGUAUGGCAGCGCUACUCAGUAUGGCGGUGCUACUCAGCAUGGCGGCGCUACUCAGCAUGGCGGCGCUACUCAGUAUGGCGGCGCUACUCAGUAUGGCAGCGCUACUCAGUAUGGCAGCGCUACUCAGUAUAGCGGCGCUACGCAACAUGGUGGUGCUGCCCCCCACAGAGGAGACGCCUUUUCAAACAUUAACAGCGUGAAUAUUUUCAAAACGCACGCGAAGAGUGGAGACAACUACGAGGAGGGAUCUCUGCUCAGGAAGAACCAAAUGAACGAAGCAUCCAAACAAACGAACAGGUACCUCCAGGAUAAUGUUACAAAACCGAGCAACAAUCUGUUCAAUAUGGAAAAUAUUUUCCAAUCGGAUAAGAGAAAUGGCCUCCGUAACGAAGUGGAUAAGUCGUCUCCCAUUGUGAGGAAUGAGGGUCCUUCUCAUAUGUACAUGUUUGAUAGAGAGAGGAUGAAUCCCAAUCUUGAUCUAUCCAUUCGUGAAAAUAAAAACUUCACCUAUAGGGACGACAAAGACAUCAUGCGUCGCCCCUACUUUGACAAAACUGGGAGAACUUUGUUUGAGCCCUACGACGAUCCAACGUUGAGGAGCAGGCAGUAUGGCCACGUUAAGGAUCCCGUGAAUGGCCACUUCAAUGCCCAGUUUAAUGCCCCCUUGAAUGGCCACUUCAAUACCCCCUUGGAUGGCCACUUCAAUGCCCACUUCAAUACCCCCUUGGGUAACAACUGGGACGUGAAAAAAGGGGGGAGCGAGCGGGACGCACUGAGAGAGGGAGAUAACUUUAGGAAUCACAUCGAACAGCGCCGAGAAGACGAACAGUUGGGAGCCAUCUGCAUGAACAAGAACAAGAACGAUGACGAUAACGAUGACGAUCACGGUAACGAUAACGAUAACGAUAACGAUAGCGGUGGUUUAUUUCGCAGGUCGAACGUCCACUUGUUGAGUGAAAAAAAAAACUCCAGGCAUUUUGGUGAGGCCAUCAAUUUUGGUGAGGGCACCACUCCAACAGGGAAAUUACCUAUCCGUGAUGAACCCACGAAGGAACACAUACAUCACAAUUCGCAUUACAACACCCAAAGGAGGCUAAGCAAACCUCCCAACUCUUUAUUCAGCAAUUACCAUACGACUGUGAAGACGAACCCGAUGCAUGACCACUCCACGAGUGUUACUUCGAACCACCAUUGGGUAGGAAGCGGAGGAGAGGGAGGAGACAGAGGAUUGCACAACUUCGCCAAGCAACAAAACGAGAGUGCCAUCGCGAAAAAGUUCAACCACAUGACAAGUACAAAGUCUUACAUAGACAGGUACAAUGAGCAGGACGAAAACAAAACGACAGCAACUAUGCUCAAGCCGAUUAAUCCCUCCUCAUGGAAAUAUGAAACUAACCAAAAUGUAAUGGUGCCAACCUCGAAUGUAAGUUUUAAAACAAAUUACAACCAGAUAGAGAACGAUAUGCAAGGUGGCAAUUUAAUGACUCUCUUUAAUAACGAUGCUAAGAAAAAUCUGCUCGGUGGAAACAGAGAUUGUGAGAGUGGGGUGCUUAACGGAGGUGCCAACUGGGGGGGAAACAACAAUAACUUCGGAACCACCGGCGCGAAGGCCUUUCUGGGAAUUCUCAACGAGGAACAGAACAGGUAUGCCAACUUGUUGAACACCGUGGGGAGGUACACCCCGAGGGAUGGCACUGUACGCGAUGGCACCGCGAGGGAUAUCAGCUCUCGAGAUGCACACAACCCCCUAUCCAACUACACAAACAAGAAGCCCUUCAACCCAAGCGGCACGCACAACUUCACCUUCGUCAAGCAGCCCCUGCACAAGCAACUUCCCCCGCUGCCUUUUAAACACACGGGGAAGCAGGCCAACCAGGACGGGACGGGCCAAACAAAGUUGAAGGCGCUGGAAGCUGCGGGCAGGCCGAAGCUGGGCGAGGGGGGGGGCGCGUUCGGCGGGGGCGGCAACACCCUUUUGGGAGGCUUCAACCACUUGAGCGGCUUCAACCACGGCCAUCUCGCCAACCAACCGCAUGCCACCCACAGCGGUAAUGGAAACCUCUUAAAGAACAACCUGGCCCCGUUCAGGGAGAAGAACGCGUAUUUGGGUACCCUGUCCGAACUCCCCCCCUUCGACAGAUACAGCGACGGAAAGGACGUGCUGCAGAGGAGGGCUGAGCUGUUCAACCACAAAAACGAAUCGAAGGAGUGCACGCUGAAAAAUGGGAACGCCCAGUUUAGUAGUUACCUUAGUAGCAACCUUAGUGGUUAUCCCGACCAGUUGUGCUUUCCUAACGAGAAGAAUGCCGCAGGGAGUUUGUUCCACAGAAAUGGAAGGAGCAAGUAUAGCUACGGGGAUGUGGUAGACGGUCAUUUGGCUGGAGAACCACUUAGUGGAAAACUGCUUGGUGGAAAACUGCUUGGUGGAAAACUGCAUGACGCAAAACUGCAUGACGCAAAACUGCAUGACGCAAAACUGCAUGACGCAAAACUGCAUGAUGCAAAACUGCAUGAUGAAAAACUGUUUGGCGCAAAACUGCUGGAUGGAAAUCCCUUCCUGAACAAGGAGAGGGAGGAAGACGUUCCGAACGAUAAGUGGCUGAGUCGAGAAAAUCUGAACCUGAGCUUGCUGCCAGCCGAGGGCGAGAGGGGAAAUAAGAACUUCGGCUACGAUAGGGAAAGACGUAUAUCUCUAAGCAAUAACAUUUCGAUGCUUCUCGAAAGGAUAAGUAACAAUUCGGAUAGGAAGACUGCCAUGAAUGACUUCAUGACGAAGCACAGAAGCAGUGAAAGCUCCAACCUCUGCGUCAACACAGUUAACUACAACGAUAAUUUGAAUUUGGACACACAGCAGUUCGUAAUUUCCGACCACCACGUGUGUAACUUUGGCUUAUGGACAUUAUACAGAUGCAAAUUAAGACAUGAUAAGGUCUCCUUCCUUGUAAGCAUCGUCGACUCGUUUUACCUGAACAGAGGGGAUAGCAACGAUACAGUAGCGAAUAAUAUCUUAUUCCACAAAAGGCUUAGGCACAUGAAUAUUUUAUCGUAUGAAGGGAAGACAGCUGAUAAGAACAAGCUUUAUUUACUGUUUGAGCACGUGCAUGGGAAUGUGCUGAAGUCUCAGAGUGCACCUCUCGAGGAGAAUAUCAUCGCUUCCUACGCGUACCAAAUUGUGGACCUUCUGGAGUACAUGCACGCCAACUUUAUCUUCUUUCACGGCAUCCUGUCCAACAUAAUCAUCCUGCAGAAGAACACCCGGGAGGAGCUGCUGCAAAUCCUGCACGAGCGGAACAAAAACGUGAACAAGUACUUCGACAUCUACAAGCACGGCAUCGUUAAGGUCUUCAACUUCGACUUUGCGAACAUGGACGCAACCGAGAAGGACUAUCAGUUUGACUUCCUUUGCCUGGCGGUGCUCAUAUAUGAAAUGUGCACCAAAUACAACACCUACUAUUCGAGCAAAUUUGAAGACAUAACAGAACGGAUAUAUAACACUGACUUCUUCUUCCCGCAUUUUGUUUCCUUCGAGUUGAAGAACUUUUCUGUGCUCGAAAAGAAGACACUGCUUUAG
This is a messenger RNA of Plasmodium cynomolgi strain B, 5919 nucleotides long. Its product is annotated as protein kinase. The record is from RefSeq and is a predicted model, not a curated record. The coding region runs from base 1 to 5919 and encodes 1972 amino acids. Gene Ontology annotation, molecular function: protein kinase activity; ATP binding. Gene Ontology annotation, biological process: protein phosphorylation. The transcript is spliced from 5 exons. Lineage: Eukaryota; Apicomplexa; Aconoidasida; Haemosporida; Plasmodiidae.